This is a messenger RNA of Eremomyces bilateralis CBS 781.70, 2363 nucleotides long. RefSeq names its product P-loop containing nucleoside triphosphate hydrolase protein. Gene Ontology annotation, molecular function: chromatin binding; ATP binding; DNA replication origin binding. Gene Ontology annotation, biological process: mitotic DNA replication checkpoint signaling; DNA replication initiation. Gene Ontology annotation, cellular component: nuclear origin of replication recognition complex. The record is from RefSeq and is a predicted model, not a curated record. The coding region runs from base 36 to 2363 and encodes 775 amino acids. Lineage: Eukaryota; Fungi; Ascomycota; Dothideomycetes; Eremomycetales; Eremomycetaceae. The transcript has 2 exons.
CGUUACCCACUUCCAAAGCCACCACACCAUCAAAAAUGGCACCAAAACCAAAACGGAGCAAGAUCGAAAAGGUCAAGCAAUUCCUGCAGGGCGGGAGUGUCGUCCGCGAAGAUUCUGACGAUGAGUUGGGCGUCGAAGACUACCCCUGGGAAUGGAUAUACGGCGAGUCGAAGGAUGAUGAUGACAAGCGGGACAACCCGCGGAAGCGAAAGCAUUCGGCGAUCGAUGAUGGACCGGAAAUCAUCGGAGCGCGGAUGGGCCAGUUUGAGUGCUUCGUGGGCGAUAUGGUGUUGCUGAAAGCCGAGGGGAACGAGGCGUGGGUUGGGCUCAUUUGCGACCUCCAUUAUGAUGAAGAGGAGGACGAGAAGAUGGCAAAUUUCAUGUGGUUUUCCACGCCGAAGGAGAUAAGGAAUAAAUUGAAGAGAAGGACGGAUGCGCUCGAGAAUGAAAUCUACCUCACUCCGUCAUGGGACGACAAUCCUCUCAGUACGAUCAAUGGCAAAGCUACCGUCCUGUCGAAAAGCGCAUACGAUAAGCGAUAUCCUACUGGCAAAAUCCCACGAAAUGCGAAAGAAUACGGCAAAGUGUUCGUCUGUCGUCGAGGGUGCAACACUCGGACAGCGACAUACACGGAAGAGUUCGUAUGGGAAGAUAUCUACAAGGGUGCAACAGAUAUCGGCGACCUAAUCCACGUAAUUCAGAGCCAGACCAAGGCGACCCGUACAAGGGGCAAAGGAAAAGCAGAGCACGAUCUCGACGAAUUCGUUGUGGAUCACGAUGGAGAUGACCACGAUCCUCGAACCCCUAAGAGGAGGAAGAAGAACACGGAUCUCAGCACGCCAGGCUCCAGAAAGAAGGAACUGACACCUCGCAAACUAUUCACCCCCGGAUCCAAGCGAAUCGUCAUCAAGCGACCCCUUGAAUUCACUCCCUUGGGAACCCGCGUCCUCUCCCCCCACGUCCUCUCCUCCCCCUUCCAACUCGCCCGCAACCAACUGCACGUCUCCUCCGUCCCCGCCUCCCUCCCCUGCCGCGAAGAGGAAUUCGCCGAAGUGUACACCCAUCUCGAGAAAGCCAUCACUGAAGGCACCGGGUCCUGCAUCUACAUCGCCGGAACGCCGGGCACCGGAAAGACGGCGACGGUUCGGGAAGUGGUCGCCCAACUCAAUGCGUCGGUGCUCGCCGAGGAGCUCGACGACUUCAUAUUCGUGGAGAUCAACGGUAUGAAAGUGACCGAUCCGCACCAAUCGUAUGCGCUUCUCUGGGAGGCGCUGCGAGGCGACCGAGUCAGCCCGUCUCAUGCGUUGGAGCUGCUCGAGCGAGAAUUCAGCAGUCCCAGCCCGCGACGCGUCCCGUGCGUCGUGCUCAUGGACGAGCUCGACCAACUCGUCACGAAGAACCAGAGCGUCAUGUACAAUUUCUUUAACUGGCCCGGCCUACGCCACAGCCGGCUCAUCGUCCUCGCCGUCGCCAACACGAUGGACCUUCCGGAGCGGACCCUAAGUAACAAGAUCAGCAGCCGCCUCGGCCUGCAUCGGAUCACCUUCAAGGGGUACACCCACGAUCAGCUCAUGCAGAUCGUCGAGUCGCGCCUCGCGAACGUCCCGGGGAAGAUCGUGCACCCGGACGCCAUCCAGUUCGCGUCGCGGAAGGUCGCGGCGGUGAGCGGCGACGCGCGACGGGCGCUGGAUAUCUGCCGGCGGGCGGUCGAGCUCGCAGAGGCAGAGCAGCUGGCGCGGGUGCAGGAGGACGACUCCGAAGCGCCGGAUACACCCAGUAAGACGGGCCGGAAACGAGGCAGGGAGACGAACGGCAGCGCCGUAGGUGGCUCGCCAUUGAAGAAACACACCGCGGCAGCGACGAAAACGGCGAUUGUCACCAUCGCGACGAUCAAGCAAGCCAUCAGCGAAGCCACCAGCAGUCCGCUGCAACAAUACCUCCGCUCGCUGCCCCUCGCCGCGAAGGUGUUCCUCGCCGCGCUGCUGGCGCGCAUUCGGCGGACGGGGAUCAACGAAGCCGUGCUCGGCGACGUGCUCGACGAAGCGCGCAAUCUCGGGCUCAUGAACCAAGUGGCGCCCGUCGACAAGUAUUUGUUGGCGGAGGAGCGGUUCGAGCCGGACGACGAGGGGCCGAACUGGAAGCGAGGGGGGCGGCCGCGGCAGCUGGAGAAGCCGGAUAGGAAUGGGAAGGCGGCGCGGAUGCAUGGGAUAAAGUACGCCGCGAACGAGUUGUUGGAGGCGGGGAUCGUGGGUUUGGAGGCGAAGCGGGGGGAGAGGGUGGGAAGGAUACGGUUGGGGGUGGGGGAUGAGGAGAUUAAGUUGGCGUUGCAUAACGAUGAGGAGGUGAGGGGGUUUGGUUUUUAA